This is a messenger RNA of Eucalyptus grandis, 2368 nucleotides long. RefSeq names its product zeaxanthin epoxidase, chloroplastic. Gene Ontology annotation, biological process: abscisic acid biosynthetic process. Gene Ontology annotation, cellular component: chloroplast; membrane. The record is from RefSeq and is a predicted model, not a curated record. The transcript has 16 exons. Gene Ontology annotation, molecular function: protein binding; FAD binding; zeaxanthin epoxidase activity. Bases 114 to 2099 code for a protein of 661 amino acids. Lineage: Eukaryota; Viridiplantae; Streptophyta; Magnoliopsida; Myrtales; Myrtaceae.
UCUCGCCAACAACCACGGCAAAAAAAGAAGAGAAGGAAACGUUCAAACUUUUGCUUCUUCAUUCCCUCGAUGAGAAGGUUCAACUACAAGCGAAGUGUUUUUGGACAUUAUCAAUGGCUUCAACUCUGCGUCUCAACCUAACCCACCCUUCAUCCUCAGUUUCCUCCAAGACCCGCUUCUCAGUCCCCAUCUCCAAAAAUCGUCCACUAGAUUUCUCUCCCCCCCACCACUCAAGAUGUAGAAAAAUCAGUUCCCAGAAGAGGAGAUGUACCCGACAAGUAAAAGUCACCGCGGUCGAAUCCCCUGGGGUUCAAGCGAAUAGCUCUGAUGCCAAAAGCCCAGCGGCACCGAGCAAGAAGCUCCGGGUGCUUGUUGCCGGAGGUGGCAUCGGAGGGCUGGUCUUCGCACUGGCAGUGAAGAGGAAGGGGUUUGAGGUGGUGGUGUUCGAGAAGGACGUGAGUACAAUUAGAGGGGAGGGACGUUACAGGGGUCCAAUUCUGAUACAGAGCAAUGCGUUGGCUGCUUUGGAGGUUAUUGAUAUGGAGGUGGCUGAGGAGGUAAUGAGGACUGGUUGUAUCAUUGGGAACAGGAUUAAUGGCCUUGUCGAUGGGGUUUCUGGUACUUGGUAUAUCAAGAUGGAUAUGUUCACUCCUGCGGUGGAACGGGGGCUUCCGCUCACUAGGAUUAUUAGCCGAAUGUCCCUUCAGCAGAUUCUCGCUCGAGCAGUGGGGGAAGAUGUUAUCUUAAAUGACAGUAACGUGGUUGACUUUGAGGAUGAUGGCACGAAGGUUGCUGUCAUUCUUGGGAAUGGACAGCGUUUUGAAGGUGAUCUCCUUGUUGGAGCCGAUGGUAUAUGGUCAAAGGUGAGGAAAAGGUUAUUUGGACCUAAGGAUGCCACCUAUUCAGGCUACACCUGUUACACUGGCGUCACAGAUUUUGUACCGGCUGACGUUGAGACUGUCGGGUUUCGAGUAUUUCUGGGACACAAGCGAUACUUUGUCUUUUCAGAUGUUAUCGCUGGAAAGAUGCAGUGGUACGCAUUUCACAAGGAACCACCCGGUGGUGUGGAUGGUCCAAAUGGUAAGAAAGAAAGCCUCCUGAAAAUAUUUGAAGGUUGGUGUGAUAAUGUGAUAGAUCAAAUACUUGCCACGGAUGAAGAGGAGAUCCUUCGACGUGACAUAUAUGACCGGACACUGGAUUUUAUGUGGGGAAAAGGUCGUGUGACUUUGCUUGGGGAUUCCAUACACGCUAUGCAGCCAACAAUGGGACAGGGGGGAUGCAUGGCCAUUGAAGAUAGUUACCAACUCUCCCUGGAGCUUGAGAAGGCAUGGAAAAAUAACACUUUAUCUGGGACCCCGAUUGAUGUGGUUAAUGCUCUGAAGAGCUACGAGAAAGCCAGAUGGCUGAGAGUUGCUGCCAUCCAUGGAAUGGCAAGAACGGCUACGCUGAUGGCCUCACUGUACAGAGGUUAUUCAGGUGUGGGACUUGGUCCACUCUUGCUUCAGAUACCACAUGCUGGAACAGUUGGGAGAUUCUUUAUAGCAAUCGCAAUGCCCUUGAUCCUCAACUGCGUAUUGGUUGGUAACAGCUUGAAACUCGAGGGGAGGACACUAUGUUGCAGACUCUCAGACAAAGCAAAUGAUCAGUUAAGAAGAUGGUUCAAAGAUGAUGAUGCGCUGGAGCGUGCUAUGAAUGGGGAAUGGCUUCUUUUACCUUCUGGAAAGGAGACUAGUCCACAGCAACCUAUUUGUUUAGGUAGAGAUGAAAGCACCGGGUGCAUAAUUGGGAGCGAACAGAAUGAUGAUCUUCCCGGAGUUCCGGUGACAAUACCUUUGCCACAGAUUUCAAAGGUACAUGCUCAGAUCAGCUACAAGGAUGGUGCUUUUUUCGUGACUGAUUUGCGGAGUGAACAUGGUACCUGGAUCACCAAUAAUGCCAGGCAUCGGUAUCGUGCAACUCCGAAUUCUCCGGCUAGGAUUCAUCCCUCAGACAUCAUCGAGUUUGGUUCAGACAAGAGGGCGACGUAUCGCGUGAAAGUCGUGAGGUCUCCUUCGAAAAUUCCAGAGGCUGAAAGAAGCAGAAUGCUCCAGGAAUCAUGAUAAGCAGGAGUUCAGCAUUCGAUUUGUGCAGCGAUUAAUUCCAAACACAUUGGAGUCAAAGUGAUAUAGAGCUUGUUAAAGAAUCUCACAUGGCUUGACAAUAAGGUUUUUUACACUAUUUAUAUACAUAUGCGGUCUCCCUCUUUCUAUCAUUUUAACCUUUUUUGUCAAACUUUUUAAUAUAACAUGAGAGCCGAGUUUUGCUCACCUUAUUUGAGCAUGCGACUCCUCACUCAUAAAAUUCCAUGCUAUUCCUAAUUCAGCUUGCA